Molecule: messenger RNA, 207 nt
Organism: Aspergillus niger
Lineage: Eukaryota; Fungi; Ascomycota; Eurotiomycetes; Eurotiales; Aspergillaceae
Exons: 3
Coding region: 1-207 (68 amino acids)
Source: RefSeq, a predicted model, not a curated record
AUGCCGAUGCCAGUUGCAACCAGUAACAAAGUUAUAGUCACGGCGUUCAACGUUGGGAGUCUAUCCCGGGCCGUAAGCCGCAUGCCCGAUCUUGAGUGGUUGCGGGGACAUGCGGAGAGCGAGAUGGAUAUCGGAAUCAGGAAAAUUAUGGCGGAAGCUGUUGCUCAGAUCUCAGCAUUCCGACUACCUGCUCUUUCCAUACGCUGA